ACGCAGUCAAUUGCUUCUUCAUUUCUACGGUAACUGCGGUACAAUAAAGAGUCGUCGGAGGAAACUGUAAAUAAUAGUGAUGUGAUCCUCCUUGUGAUUAAUUUUUUUCAAUAAGUGCGCUCAUAAACCGUACCAAUUAAUAAAAAAGUGUAUAGUUAUGGUAAUUAAUAAUGUGCUCCAAUUGUCAACAAGGCACAGAACCAUGAUGGAAUAUGAUUUUGAAGCAUGAUGGAUUGGUGGCGUUCAGCCUUACUCAUAAUCCAUACAAUUCUUAGCUCACUUCCCGUUUUGAAUCCUCAAAGCUUACCGGACAACCGAUGUUAUCUAGAAAAUGGGGCAUCUUCGGAAAAUUUCUUUGUAUCGGAAGAUUCGCCGAUAGGAUCGAUAAUUGGACAGGUCCGUAUACAUGGAGAUCCAAGGCCUGGAGGCACCAUAGCCCUGCGUCUGCGAGAACCCGACAGUCCGAUCGCCAUUAUUUCGAGUUCACGAAACUUAACACUACGACGAGCACUGGACAAGGAAGGCAUCAGCGGGCCGUCGUCCGUCUUUAUUAAUCUCAUAUGUGAACGUCUGCACACCGUCGAUCCCGGAUUUGUGAUUCCGAUUAACAUUCGCGUGACCGACGCCAAUGAUAACGCGCCAAAAUUUAUAAACGCGCCCUAUGCUUUGAAUAUAUCUGAAGUGACUGUGGUUGGCACGCGUGUGUUGCAAGGUGUUCAUGCGGUCGAUGAUGACCAACAGGGACCGUUUUCAAGUGUGCGUUACUCGGUCCUUCCAGGAAUGUACGCGAAUUACUUCGAUUUCGAGAACGAACUGGAGGGCACUCUGGUGCUGAGGAAGCCGUUGGACUAUGAAAGUUUACGGACUUUUGAUGUGGGGAUUCGCGCCCAGGAUCACGGUGAUCCUCCAAAAUCAUCGGACACGACCUUAACCGUGUAUGUCGUGGAUGCAGACGAUCAAAACCCCAGGUUUUUGGAUGAUCGAUACAGUGCCACACUUCUAGAACCUCCACUAAAGUCGACUCCUUUAGAUAUAAAACCACGUGACAUUAAGGCAUUCGAUCAAGACAUUGGGAUCAACGCCGCCGUUUUCUACACUUUCAACGGUGUAGGCACUGACUAUUCUUACUUUAAAAUUAACAGACACACCGCUAAGGUGGCCCUAGCAAAAGACCUGGCGCAGCACGACUUGCAACAUCCUGCCACUUUAGUCAUACGGGCCACCCAGCAGGACAACCCUGAUCGUUACGCUCUAGCGACACUAACUGUGACCAGAAAUGGGGGUAACUCCAUACGCUUCUUGAGGCCAGUGUACAAUAUAAAAGCGCCCGAAUCUCUUCCAGUAGGUACAACUUUGACGAUAUUGGCUAGCAACAGGCAUGAACCUUUAAAAUAUUUCGUCUCCGACAAGGACGUUUUGGACGUCUUCGCCAUAAACCCCAAAGGGGAACUGGCACUGAGACAACAGUUAGAUUACGAGAAACGCGCCGAGUACACUUUCAGAGUGUUUGCUACUGAUGGGGUUACUAAUGAUUCCAGUGUUGUCAACGUAAGCGUGGAGGAUGUUAACGAAUGGGAGCCACAAUUUCGUUACUCGCAUUAUGAGUUUUUUGUCUCGGGUCGUCCGGAAGAAUUAAUAGGGCGCAUCGAAGUAGGCGAUGGGGAUCUUAAUGACGAAAUAACUUUGACGUUAGCUGGAGCUAACGCGUCCCAGUUUUCAAUCGCUCCAAAUGGCGAACUGAAAAUCAACGAUUUGAGCGAACGAUUCGGAAUUGCGAAGUUAAUGGUGAUUGCCAGCGAUAACGGAAAUCCCCCACGAAAAGCCACAGUUCCGGUAAUCGUGCAUUUUAAUCGAAAAGGAAGCAUAGCCGAUGAGUUGCUGGCUGGUUCCAGCAUACCUAAUGGAAUGCUUCUUUUGGGGGGGUUCGGGGCUAUCCUAUUACUGCUCGCGAUCGUGAUCGCCAUUUUGAUCGUCUAUAUUUGCAAAGCCAAACGAUCCGGGAAUGAUGGGCAACUUCAAGAUGGUUCGGAAAAGCAAGGUCCGGAUAAGGUCAGUAAUCCAGUAUUUGGCGACGUUUUGCGAUCUCCCACAGCUUCGGCUCUUGGUGGUGUUCCAAAUAGCGCUAAUAGUAAAUCUAAGCCAAGUCCAAAGGUACAUCCGGCACCUCAACCGCCGCUUUGGCCACAUUCUGCCAUGUCCAACAGGGUUAAGAAAUUGAGUUGGGGAGAUGAUAAGAUCGACGGCGAAAUUAACACGGAAAACACCUUCGAAGCGCCACAAAGAUUAAAUGAUAACACGAAUCUAACGGUAUACUUUUAACAAGAGUUGUAAUUACAUAUAACAAUUGUACAGUGCUUUAACUAGGUAGGUUGCUAUAUAAAGAAUUAUUUAUGUACGUAUUUGUUAUUAAAUAAACAAAAAUCUAAUUCA
Molecule: messenger RNA, 2430 nt
Organism: Photinus pyralis (common eastern firefly)
Lineage: Eukaryota; Metazoa; Arthropoda; Insecta; Coleoptera; Lampyridae
Product: cadherin EGF LAG seven-pass G-type receptor 2-like
Exons: 7
Coding region: 226-2319 (697 amino acids)
Biological process (GO): homophilic cell-cell adhesion
Cellular component (GO): plasma membrane
Molecular function (GO): calcium ion binding
Source: RefSeq, a predicted model, not a curated record